AUGUAUGAUGUCACAGUAGGAAUUGCUGCUGUUGAAAAUGUGCUACCAUCAUUCAUGGGUUUCUCACAAAGCGGUGGCGCCAUCGGUCUAGCACUCGACCGAAUGCGUUCCGAGGGUAUAACCUAUGGAUUUGACUUCAAGUUUGUGGUGAAUUACACCGAAUGCAGUUCUGAGACGGCGGUCGGAGUGGCUUUGGAGCAAAUGGUGAAGCAGAAUGUGGAUGUCGUUAUUGGUCCUCCUGUCCAACAU
Messenger RNA from Ostertagia ostertagi, 249 nucleotides. The record is from the annotation of a GenBank genome assembly. NCBI's taxonomy places the organism in Eukaryota, Metazoa, Nematoda, Chromadorea, Rhabditida, Trichostrongylidae.